Messenger RNA from Coffea arabica (coffee), 2057 nucleotides. NCBI's taxonomy places the organism in Eukaryota, Viridiplantae, Streptophyta, Magnoliopsida, Gentianales, Rubiaceae. The record is from RefSeq and is a predicted model, not a curated record.
AUGGGCAGAGGCGUGUGACUAUAAAUAGAGUGGCUAAUGGCUUGGAAGCGGUGCAUAUUAGGAGUACAUGCUCGAUGUAAAAAAAUCCGACACAACUUCGAGACGAGACGCACCGUCUCAACUCUCAACUCUCAACCAGAUUCCUAAACUCUCUUCUUCUUAGUUGUACUAUCCCCCAAAAUCUCCUCUGGAGUCUGGUGCCCUCACCGCUGUCCUUCCUGUCCUUAUUUGCUCUGAGUUGCAUUCGCAGACGGUGAAGUGUAAUAAGCUGCAUUUCACAUUUUCAGCAUUGGUUUCCGUUCCUUCUUCUGAGUCCCUCAGACGGUUGAAUGCACUAAGCCGUUAUAAUUAAAGAGAAAAAAAAACUAAUAAUGCAAGCCCUACAUGCUCCCAAUCGACUUUCUCCUGCCAAUUACCGGUUUUCUCCGGUGAACCGCCGCUUGUGUCCGGUUGUUUCCUUCGAAUUCUCCCCUAGUCACAGCUUUAGCUCACGUCUCUCUCUUCGUCGCUCCCUUCCUUCACUCCAAUGUUGCUCUCUCCAGUCUUCAUCUCCAGUGACGGAUAAAAAAAGAUUUAUGGAAGCUUCCAGACAUGGAAAUGUCAUUCCGCUCUACCAAUGUAUUUUCUCGGAUCAUCUGACUCCCGUGCUUGCAUACCGCUGCUUAGUUAAAGAAGACGACCGGGAGGCUCCUAGCUUUCUUUUCGAGUCCGUAGAACCUGGUUUCCGAACUUCCCAUGUUGGUCGGUACAGCGUGGUCGGUGCUCAGCCAGCGGUGGAAAUCGUGGCAAAAGAAAAUGAUGUCACCAUCUUGGAUCACUACAGAGGGAAGUUGAAGGAGAUUGUUGUGGAGGACCCGAUGACGAUUCCUAGAGAAAUUUCUGAAAGUUGGAAGCCUCAGUUGAUUAGUGAACUUCCUGAUACAUUUUGUGGUGGAUGGGUUGGUUAUUUUUCUUAUGACACUGUUAGGUACCUUGAGAAGAAGAAGCUGCCAUUCUCUCAGGCGCCACGCGAUGAUAGGAGCCUUGCUGACAUUCAUCUGGGGCUGUAUGAUGAUGUGAUAGUAUUUGAUCAUGUAGAGAAGAAAGCAUAUGUUAUCCACUGGGUGCAGUUAGAUCAGUAUCCAUCAAAAGAGAAGGCUUACACUAGUGGUAUGAAACGCUUGGAAAGACUAAUGUCAAAAGUACAAAAUAUUGAUCCUCCAAGGCUAUCAGCAGGAUCUGUUGAAUUGUGGACUAACAAUUUUGGAUUCUCUCUGAACAAGAGUAACAUGACAAGAGAAGAGUACAAGAAGGCUGUCAUACAGGCAAAGGAGCAUAUCCUUGCUGGAGAUAUUUUUCAGAUUGUUUUAAGUCAGCGCUUUGAGAAGAGAACAUUUGCUGAUCCAUUUGAAGUCUACAGAGCACUGAGAGUAAUAAAUCCAAGUCCCUACAUGGCUUACUUGCAGGCUAGAGGAAGUAUUCAUGUUGCUUCAAGCCCAGAAAUUCUUACUCGUGUCAAGAAGAAAAGGGUUGUUAAUCGACCAUUGGCUGGAACUACAAGAAGAGGGAAGACACCUCAUGAAGAUGAGAUGCAGGAGCUGCAGCUUUUAAAAGAUAAAAAGCAAUGUGCAGAACAUAUAAUGCUGGUCGAUUUGGGCCGUAAUGAUGUGGGAAAGGUCUCGAAGCCAGGUUCUGUAAAUGUUGAAAAACUUAUGACUGUUGAGCGGUACUCCCAUGUGAUGCACAUAAGCUCCACGGUCACAGGGGAGUUGCUUGAUCAUCUUACUUGCUGGGAUGCACUGCGUGCUGCACUUCCUGUUGGUACAGUUAGUGGAGCACCAAAAUUAAACAGGCCUUCUGGAGUAAAUGGGCAGAGGCGUGUGACUAUAAAUAGAGUGGCUAAUGGCUUGGAAGCGGUGCAUAUUAGGAGUACGUGCUCGCUGACGCUGUAAAAGAAUUCGACACAACUUCGAGACGAGACGCACCGUCUCAACCCUCAACUCUCAACCAGAUUCCUAAACUCUCUUCCUCUUAUUUGUACUAUCCCCCAAAAUCUCCUCUGGAGUCUGGUGCACUCA